GGACUGAAGCUCUCCAGCCGGGGAGCAGAGCCUCAGUCUGGGCAGCCAGGAGCAGCAGAGGUGCUGUCUGCCUCCACCACCAGGACAGGACACUUUGUCCCGUCUAUAGAAGUGUGUGUGUUUGCGUGCGUGUGUGUGUGUGUAUGUGUGUACGUGUUGGCAAAUAAAACCAAGGAGAUUGCGACUUUAAAAAAGAAAGGAAGACCCAGCAAAUCGGGGGUACAUCGUCGUCGGUGGCAUGAUGGGGGGCAGAGAGGUGUGUGCGUUCUCCUCACGGAAGCAGCGCUUUAGGAUGUGAUGUCUGCCCGACGCGCAGAGAUGCUGUGAGCUCUGGUAUUAGCAGCCAGCUGCGCACCGAGCCGCUCUCUCCACCCCUCCCUCACCGUCCCUUUCCCUCCCCAGCAUCCCCGCUCCCCUACAGCACCGACCAUUCGCUGAACCCGGGGAAUCGGUUCCACACUCCACGGCUGGCGUCCCGCUCGGAGAUUUGACACGAGGCAGAGAAUACUCCUUUUUCUGGAGGAAGGACACUGGAUUUAGAAACACUUGUGGCUCUCUGCACAGACUGUGGUUUUAGUGAUUUUGAGCUGGGCUUCUCCUGCCAAGCGUAAGCCAGUUGUGCUUGGUUUACCUACGCUGCAUUCUCGGAAAUUUCCUUCUUUCACCUGAUGAUAAAACCAGUUCACAGGAUCACCAUCCAUGGUUGCUGCCCUACUCAAGACUGUAACAUUCUUUAUUGAAAAGAUUUGCAAAGGAAUGUUUACAAAGAAAUUGGCAAACCCAAUAAAGAAGAAAGAAAGAAGUGAAAAUAAAGAGCCCAAAUCAACCACUGAUUUGCAAGCACAGAAUUUAACUCUCUCAACCACUCUUAAGACUACAGUUAAAAAGAUUUCCAAAUGCUCUUCGGCACGUAACAUAUCGCUUGAGGAGGACGACAGAAAGAACGACUGCUCUUCUUUGUCACCCACUUUCAGUUAUCGUGUGGCCAUAGCAAAUGGACUCCCAAAAAACUCAAUUUUUUUGAACAAUAAUGAAAGCAUUUUUCCUGACGUUCUUUCGAUUGAUAGUAGCUACUCUGACUUCUUAAGUGAGACAAAACCUGUCCGGAGACUAGAUGAGCAUAAAUCACACACUAUGCCAGUAAGACGAAAUAGGAAGAGUCUCAUCAGUUUAGCUCCUUCUGAUGGCAGUUCUGAGGGGGAACGAGUGGAACGUUCCAGUUUACAUACACUUCGGCUGGGUGCUCUACGCAAGUUAAGAAAAUGGAAAAAGAGCCAAGAAUGUGUCUCCUCAGACUCAGAAGUGAGCAACUGGAGGAAAACUCUGGGCAUUCGGAGCAAAUCUUUGGACCGUGCUGGACGGCAGCAAAAAAGCUCAACUCUGGAGCCUGGGUCAUCUUCAACAGGUUGCAUCAGUCAGACCCAGGAUGUAAUGGAAAUGAUUUUCAAGGAGCUUCAGGGGAUCAGCCAAAUAGAGACAGAACUAUCUGAGCUUCGUGGUCAUGUAAAUGCACUAAAGAGCUCUAUCGAUGAGAUCUCCAGCAGUGUAGAGGUAGUUCAGAGUGAGAUAGAACAGCUUCGCUCAGGGUUUGUCCAGUCCAGAAGGGAAACACGAGACAUUCAUGACUACAUAAAACAAAUCAGCCACCAGGCCAAUAAUUUAACCUUACGAUUCCUAAAUGUUCCCGAAGAACGUUCGGAAAAAACAGAAAGUUUAAUAUAUAAGCUGCUGAAAGAAAAAAUGGGUUUUGUUGAUGCCCAUAAAACAAUUAAAAUCGAGUUAGCGCAUAGAUUAGGGCAACAAAGAGAAUGUUCUAAUGCAAAACCUCGUCCUAUAAUUGUUAUUUUUACCACACCACAAGAUAGGGAUGUAGUCUUAAAAAAAUGCUAUAAGCUUAAAGGUACAGGGAUCACAGUUUCUACUGAUAGCUUGCCAAGUGAUGGGAAGGAGAGAAAAGACAAAACCAUGACAUCCUCACAAACCUAUGAAAGUAUGGAUAUAAAAGUCUCAGGAAAAGACAAAGUAGUAGAGAGUGAUGACUGGGACUCAAUGGACAGUGAUAAAGAACUUGAUGAGUUAAGUAAAAAUAAAUAUGCAAUGGUCAUUUCAAAGCCUGUUCACAAGGCCAAAUCUGAAAAAAGACGGUCCCACGACCACAGCCGGUCGGGAGAUGAAGCGUGCUACUCAGGCACAGUUCAUUAUGCUGAUGAUCCUUAUUAUGACCCUGACAAGCAUGCAAAAACUUACUAUUCUGAUUUGACCUCUGGUUGGCUUUCUCAGAGUGACUAUUCUACUCCUAAACUUAGUCGGUCUGAGUCUGAUUGUUCAAAACUUUGCCAGUCUUACUCAGAAGACUUCUCAGAAAGCCAGUACUUCACACGAGCAAAUGGUUGCUCCCUGCUCUCCUCUUCUGAUCAGGAACUGUGGCAACGAAAACAAGAGGACAUGGCCUCUUCUUGGUAUGCUAGCCCUAGUCACCCUCCCAGUCAUGGUAAUCAAAGUUAUGAACACAAUGAGGUUGAAACUACAGAAACUAUUGACAGUGGGGUGAGCAAUGGGCUUGUCUGCAUGUCUGGGGAUAGAAGUCACUACAGUGGUUCCCAGUUAUCUUUGCAAGGUGAUCUGUCACCAUGGAAAGACUGGCAUCAUCUAGAACAAGGAGCUGAUUCUGGCUUGGAAGCUUCUAUAGAGGUUAGCAGCCCCUUUGACCCAUCAACCAUCCCUGGUUUUCCAGAGAACAUCACUAAAUGUCAGGAGGUUGAUUUGCAGUUUGAGGGAGAUGAAGAGUUUAUGAUGCUUGACAGGGAACCUUCUUUACCAACUAUAACCACCCACAUUAUUCCUCCUAUCACAGAACGAGAAUCAGUCAAGACCUCUGCCAGGCAGUCUAAAGAAGGAAGUAAGGUUAUCACAAAAGAAAGCACAAAGUCAUCRCCGAAAGAGGUUCCUAAAGUUGCUCCUAAAGCAACACAAAAACAAAGUAAAUUGACUCCUAAGGAUGAAAACCCUAAAAUACUGGCUAAAGAAAAUCCAAAGAUUUCUGCUAAAGUUUCAUCUAAAGUAACAUCUAAAGUCACCACUAAAGACUCACCUAAAGAAAUAUCAAAAUCAGCUGUUAAAGAAUGUGCCCACGUAAUCUCUAAAGACACUCCUAAAUUCACACCCAAGGAAACCACAAAGCCAGUAGUUAAGGAGGUGUCUAAAGUGACACCAAAGUCAGUUACUGGUGAGACUGGCAAGGUCUCUUCAAAAGUGACUUCAAAAGAGAGCCCUGCAAUGACUCCUAGGGAAAGUCCUAAAGAUUCACCUAAAGAGAGCCCAAAAAUAACACCAAUUGACACCCCUGUUUUGACCCCUGACUCAACUCCUAGAGAGUCUCCAAAGGAAUCCCCUAAAGUCAUUGCUAAAGAUGCUCCAAGAGUUCCAUCGAAAGAAGUUGUAAAAGUUGCUGCUAAAGAUAUUUCCAAAGAAGCUUCAAAAACUCUUCCCAGAGAGAUCCCAAAAGAGCUACCUACAGUAGCACCUAAGGAGACGAAUAAAGUAGCCCCUAAAGAAGUUUCUAAGAUUCCACCUAAAGAAGCUCCAAAAGUACUCCAAAAAGAAAAUUUUAAAGUGACCCCUAAAGAGCCAGCUAAAGUAGCUCCAACAGACGUUCCCACAGUAGCAAAUAAAAUAAGUUCUAAAGAUAUUUCCAAGGACACCCCCAUAAAAGGUCAUAAUGAAAAAUUCCCUGAAUUAGAUGUUAAUCAUAGCUUUCAUCAGUCCCAGAGCAAGUCCACAAGCAUGUAUCGAAGCCAGAGCGAAAUUCGAACAGAGAAGGUUGAGGAGGUUCCCAAGUCUUGGAGCAGUAGACUGAGCAUUGAUCUCAGUGAGAAGUCGUUUGGUUUUGGCUUUGGAUCUACGCUUCAAAGAGCUAAGUCAGCUUUGGAGGUUGUUUGGAAGUCAGGUUCGCAGACUACCCCUGUUCCUCCUGAGGAACCAAACAACUCAUCUUCCUCCUUYAUGGGACGUUUUCGUACCAUGUCCACUUCUACUGCAAAUACCCCUUGUACUACAAUGGACUCAAAUAUCCACACAGAGCCUGUAUUCUAUAAGGCUGAAGAGGAUAAAACAGCAUUAGAAGCAGGAGAACAGUCGGUGGACAGUGAGACCCAUUAUGUUGAAGUAAUGGAGCAGGUACUAGCUAACCUGGAGAACAGGACUAAUGUGAAUGAAAAUAAGGAGCCUGAUGAGCUUGAACCAGAGUGUGGGACCUCCCAGGAUUAUGAUGUGUCUGAAGACAUUGAGGCAUCCCAAAACAUUGAGCCUACUCAAGGACCCGAAGCUUCUCAAGUUUUUGAAACGUCUGAUGAAUAUGAAGCAAGUAAAGAGACGCAUGUUUUGGAGUAUGAUUGCAGUUUGGAUGAGCAGUAUGAUGAAGAGUACAGUGAGAACUAUGAAAACCAGCUCACUGAGGACACUGCUGAAUAUGAUGCAAUGGUUGAGUAUGUAGAUGUUGAAGAAGCAGAUGAGACCGAGGACAAUGAUGAGACAGAAGAAAUGGAAGAGGGCAUAGAGGAGCUGGAAGAGGUGGAGGAGAUAGCAGAGGAGGCUGCUGAAGUAACUGAAAAAGUGGAACAACAACAGCAGGGAGAUGAAAACAUCAAUGUUCCUGAGGAAAAGCCAAUAGAAGAACCACCCAAAAAGCGUGUUCGUCCCACAUUUAAGGAGGCAGCGCUGAGGGCUUACAGGAAACAAAUGGCUGAACUGGAGCAACAAAUCCUGGCAGGAGACGCCAGUGCUUUGGAUACUCAGCCUCGCAGUCUUUUGGAUCCCAAACUGCUCGGUUUGCAGUCUGGAGGGGCUGGCAGUAUUCUUUAUGGUAUUGACAGCAUGCCAGAUUUACGCCGCAAAAGGACAGUGCCUCUUGUCCGAGACCUGGCUUUGACCCUCACUGCUCGAAAGGCAGGCAUCUCGUUUGCUCUGGUGAACCGAUCCACCCUGAAUAAUGAAGAACUGAAACUGCAUGUGUUCAAGAAGACUCUCCAGGCCUUGAUCUACCCAAUUUCCUCCACCACACCCCAUAAUUUUGAGGUGUGGACGGCGACUGCUCCCACCUACUGCCAUGAGUGUGAAGGCCUGCUGUGGGGCAUCGCCCGUCAGGGCAUGCGCUGCUCAGAAUGUGGCGUUAAAUGCCACGAGAAGUGCCAGGACCUGCUCAACGCAGAUUGUUUACAAAGAGCCGUGGAGAAAAGCUCUAAGCACGGGGCAGAGGACAAAACUCAGAACAUCAUCAUGGCUAUGAAGGAGCGCAUGAAGAUAAGGGAGAAGAACCGCCCUGAAGUGUUCGAGGUGAUUCAGGAGAUGUUCCACGUCUCUAAAGAAGACUUUUCCAGCCAUCUGAAGACGGCCAAACAGGCAGUGCUGGAUGGGACGUCCAAGUGGUCGGCCAAAAUUAGCAUUACAGUCAUGUGUGCACAAGGUUUACAGGCCAAGGAUAAAACCGGCUCCAGUGACCCGUAUGUCACCGUCCAGGUGGGCAAGACCAAACGCAGGACAAAGACCAUCUUUGGCAACCUCAACCCUGUGUGGGAUGAGAAGUUCUACUUUGAAUGUCACAACGCGACUGACCGCAUAAAGGUGCGCGUCUGGGACGAAGAUGAUGACAUCAAGUCACGGGUCAAGCAACAUUUCAAACGCGAGUCGGACGAUUUCCUGGGUCAGACCAUCAUCGAGGUCCGCACGCUCAGUGGAAAGAUGGAUGUCUGGUACAACCUAGAUAAAAGAACUGAUAAGUCUGCAGUAUCUGGUGCCAUCAGACUGAAGAUCAGCGUUGAGAUGAAAGGAGAGGAAAAUGUGGCUCCUCCUCACGGCCAGUACACCUGUUUACAUGAGAACCUGUUCCACUACCUGACCGAGGUGAAGAACAACGGGGUGGUGAAGAUCCCACAGGUGAAAGGGGACGACGCGUGGAAGGUCUACUUUGACGACGUGUCUCAGGAGAUAGUGGAUGAGUUUGCCAUGCGAUACGGGGUGGAGUCCAUCUAUCAGGCUAUGACGCAUUUCUCCUGUCUAUCUGCCAAAUACAUGUGUCCUGGUGUGCCAGCAGUGAUGAGCAACCUGCUCGCCAAUAUUAAUGCUUAUUUUGCCCACACGACAACCACCACCACAACCACCGCCUCUGCUUCUGACAGAUUUGCUGCCUCUAACUUUGGGAGGGAGAAAUUUGUCAAAUUACUGGAUCAGCUGCAUAACUCAUUGAGGAUCGACCUUUCUAAAUAUCGGGAUAACUUCCCUGCAGGAAACCCAGAGCGUCUCCAAGAUCUGAAGUCCACCGUUGAUUUGCUUACGAGCAUCACCUUCUUCAGGAUGAAGGUACAAGAGCUCCAGAGUCCACCCAGAGCCAGCAUGGUGGUGAAGGACUGUGUGAAAGCUUGUCUCGACUCUACGUACAGAUACAUUUUUGACAACUGUCAUGAACUCUACAACCAGCUUCUUGACCAGAGCCGGAAGCAGGAUCUUCCCAGAGAGGAGCAGGGUCCAUCCAUCAAGAACUUGGACUUCUGGCCAAAACUCAUCACUCUCAUGGUGUCUGUAAUCGAUGAGGACCGCACAGCCUACACCCCAGUCAUUAACCAGUUUCCCCAGGAGCUGAACGCGGGGAAGAUCAGCGCUGAGAUCAUGUGGAACCUCUUUGCCCAGGAUAUGAAGUAUGCAAUGGAAGAGCAUGAUAAGCAUCGCCUAUGCAAAAGUACUGAAUACAUGAAUCUUCACUUCAAAGUCAAAUGGUUCCAUAAUGAGUACGUACGUGACCUGCCGGCCUUCAAGGAUGUUCCACCUGAGUAUUCUCUGUGGUUCGAGCCAUUUGUCAUUCAGUGGCUUGAUGAGAAUGAAGACGUUGCCAUGGAUUUCCUCAAUGGAGCCCUUGAAAGGGACAAGAAGGAUGGAUUUCAGCAAACCUCGGAGCACGCCCUCUUUUCCUGCUCGGUGGUGGAUGUKUUCACUCAGCUAAACCAGAGUUUUGAGAUUAUCAAAAAGCUGGAGUGCCCAAACCCACAGGCUCUGGCUCACUUCAUGUGCCGCUUCGCGAAGACUAUCAACAAAGUUCUUUUGCAAUAUGCUGCAAUCAUUUCCAAGGACUUUCCAUCACAUUUGAGUAAGGAGAAGGUGCCCUGCAUCAUUCUCAACAACAUUCAGCAACUUCGUGUACAACUGGAGAAGAUGUUUGAGUCGAUGGGAGGCAAACAGGUUGUUGUUCCCACUUUUACUCCAACUCAAGGAGGAGAGCCUAAAGCUCACCACCAACUUACAGGCUGYGGUUUUGAUCCAUUCUCUCCAUUCCCCCAGCUGCCAUUGCAAAAGCUUCAGAGAGGAUUUUUUUUCAGUUUGUKUUCUCAAAUACUCUCCGAUCCUUCCAGCUAUGACUUCAACUGAGUUUGUGCUGUAAUCUAACUGUUUGUAGAUCRAAACCUGGAUUGCUUUUAGYUCUAUUUUCUAAAGUAUAAGGACCCUGCAAGACCUAACCUUCCCUUCCAAGUCAGAUUUUGAAUUUUAGCUGUUUGUGAAGAAUCAUGCUGUAUCUUAGAAAUAUAGUAAGUAAUUUCUGUGAAGUAUCUUCUUYAAGCCUGCAACUAAACUGUAUUUCAGAUCCAAGUUUGUUUUUAAUUUUCUUCCYGYACAGGCCUUUGAUUGUAAAACUGUUUCUACCAGGAAUCAACUCAUAGAGUACCAAAGUAAUUAGCAAGCGCUGUUAUCAUAGUCUAGUGCUACCAAUAACAGAGCUUACUACUAAUCUAACACAAUGCUAAUUUAUAGCCUCAUCAAGUACUGAUCUGCCAAGUUUAGUAUCAGACUUUACUUUGGAUUUUGCCGUUUGCUAAUAUGCUUCWUUCCCGUUGAAAUAGAUGUCCGUUAGGCCUUCUUUACUCAGCACUGUGACUCAUUUUGGAUAGGCUGUGCUGUAAAAUAACAACCUGCCAGCGAAUAGAUAUUGGACUGUUGAAACAAGCAAAGUGGAGCAAAGCUGGGCAGCAGCUGAUAGGCUGUCAGCCAGGGGAGAGUUGCACACGCUGCAGGACUCUGGAUACCAGUCAUUGUUGAGCAAAACUAGCCACCAUGGAGAAGCCAGGUGCUCCAUCUUUUCCAAACAUGAUGACUUUCUUUUACUGCGUCUAAUGAACAAUUCUAAAAUACAACAGGCAAGCUUAGGAAAUGUCCCUUUUGUCAAAGUGGAAAAAUAAAUCAGCAAAGUUUAAUGUUUUAGAAGAUGUGAAAAAGACAGGGUGACUGUGAACAUUAAAACUCUUGAAAAACUUUGACUUGUGAUGAAAGAAUUUGUUUUCUUAAGAGAUUUUCUCAAAGUAAAAACUUGAUACUUAUUACAGAGGUUGCAAAACGAUUUCCACAUCUGAUUUAGCAAAAAAUCAAAAUGAAAAGACUGAACAGAGCUUCUACUGGCUAAUUGCUGUUCUUGUUUAUUUUUCUUCUCAAAGCUCAUUUUUUAAAAUCAAACAACUACUUCUCUUAAGGUACAAUUAGAAACAUUGUAGUCGUAAUGCCACGAUCCUGCAACUUGACAGAGAUUUGCUCCAAACAUGGAAACAGGCUGAUUUAUACGAUUUUUGAUGAUUUUUUAAAAGAUUACUGGUACCUGAAAUUUGCUUUGUUGAAUGAAAAUCAGACUCUUCUGACUACUCUUUARCAGAUUUCAGAUUUAGACCACAGCACACAUGCAUUCAGUUCAUUUGCAUCCAAGAAAUCACGAAUGAAAGUAGAAUUUUCACAUUCCACAAACUGACAAAUGACUUGGUUUGUCUUAAAGCUGCAAAAAUGUCCUUUGCCAGAAUAACUUUAAAAUGUCUUAAAAUUGGGAUAAAAUCCAAAAGAUCUAAAUUUCUUUUUGUYCCACACUGAAGAUUAGAAUCCAAACCAGUAAAUGUUUAAAGGCUGAGGAAAAAGUGAGGCCUACAAUGAUUUAUUUAUUUACCUUUUUUAACACUCGAAAAGAUAAAAUCCAUCCCUGACUCCAGGGAAUAAAAAAAACRUGUAUGGGUUAUUAUCAGUGUGAGGAAAAUUUCACACAUAGAUGUAUAAAUCUAUCUUGCUCAUAGUGCAGAUGAAGGCAUGUGUGCAGAAUAACGAUGUGAACAAAAAAAGUUACGUUUACACAUCCGCUUCCCAGCUGAGCCAUCCACCAUGAGAAUGUGUCAGAUGAACGGCUUCAUGGCUGAGCUUAUUGGGUCCGAUGCGGUGAUUUGUCAUGCAUGUUAUCUGGUGCUUCACCUCACACGGUCAUUUCAGCACACAUGUAUGAAGUUACCAGCACAAAUAUGGUCACAUUUUUUUUUUUUUUGGUGCAGAGCAAACAUCCAGUGCCCAUUCAUUUGGUCAAAAUAUGUCUAAAAUGCCAAAUGAACGUAAACAUGAACASUCCUGUGCAUUCAUCACAUAAACAUGCUUAAAUAUGGAGCUUCAGAAAAAUACAUUCUGUGCAUGGGCAUACAAAUGGUCAAAAUCUGUUGAUAUGUUUGUAUAGAGUUGUAUUCAUUUGCUCUUAGGUCAUUUUGUAUCUGCCAGUAGAUACAUUUACAUGAGUUUAUUUAAACAAACGAAAAAGUAAACAGUGAUAUAGUGACAUUUUUUACUCUAAAAUCACACCUUAUUUCAGGGGACAGUGGURACUUCAUGGUCAAUGGCUGCAGGUUUUGGUCCAGGUUGCAUCAAGAAGGGCUCCCAGCAUAAAACAAUUGCUUUUUUUCCCACUUUAACACAUAAUUCAGCAGAUUUGCAUUUUAUUUCUAAGAAUAUAACAGGCUGAGAAUAGCUUGUCUUCACUGCAGCUUGUGUAAUAAUGCACAGAGAUGUCCCUGUUGACAACUACUUCCUUGUUGAGACCACAUCUUAUGACUGGGCUAGCCGUCAACAUUGCAGUGCUCUGAGGUGAGCUGUCUAUUGGUAUUCAGAGCAUUGCUCGGCACACAUGGCAGGCAGAAUGAGUGGGAGGCCACCAGCGAGGCAGGUUACCUCUCCUCUGAGCUUGUUGCCCUCCCAGCCCCAGCACCCGCCACCGCAGUUGAAGCGUUCUCCAGAGAUACAGAGACCUUGCCACUGCUGGCUACUAUAUAAAGUGCAAAGAUGUAGUAACUGCCUGUCUUUUACUGUACCRACAGCUGGAUGCAGAAGCCAGUGAUCUGCUAAAAGAGCUGCAGAACAAACUCAACACAGUGCUGGACGAGCUCAGCGGAGUGUUCGG
This is a messenger RNA of Austrofundulus limnaeus, 10231 nucleotides long. RefSeq names its product unc-13 homolog C (C. elegans) (gene unc13c). Bases 700 to 7413 code for a protein of 2237 amino acids. Gene Ontology annotation, cellular component: synaptic vesicle membrane; presynaptic membrane; neuromuscular junction. Gene Ontology annotation, biological process: synaptic vesicle priming; dense core granule priming; synaptic transmission, glutamatergic. The record is from RefSeq and is a predicted model, not a curated record. NCBI's taxonomy places the organism in Eukaryota, Metazoa, Chordata, Actinopteri, Cyprinodontiformes, Rivulidae. The transcript is spliced from 25 exons. Gene Ontology annotation, molecular function: syntaxin-1 binding; phospholipid binding; calmodulin binding.